AGUACUGAAGUUAAAAUCACAGUGGUUGUUCUUUGAACUUCUCUGUAGCAAUAAGCCAUCCUCUCCUCUGCGGGCGCUCAGGCUCGCAAGGUUGCAAGUUGUGGCAAUCGGACUUAACGGGUCAAUGACCAUCUGAGUGCGUGUGCUAUUUUGGUGUACAUGUUUCGUGCGAACUUCCCAGGGUCGACUGGGACAGUCUGUUACACUGCUGUGGAAUCGCUGGACUUAAGAUGCCUCCUGCGGUGGGAUUGUCCCCGUGCCAGUCCUAAUACCACCUACACCGUGCAGACAAAGACUCAGGGGGACCCCUGGCAGGACGUACCGUGGUGCGUUUGGAUCUCGUCCUGCAGCUGCGAUGUCUCGCAGGCCUUCUCAAACUUUGAACUGUACAACAUGAUUCGUCUGGGUGUCCACCUCAGCCCCAGCUCCACUGUCUGGAUGAAGCCACGCAAGUUCGACUACAGUGACUUCACCUUCAGCCCUCCCUCUGUCUCGGCCUCUUUGAAAGACGAACAGCUGCUGGUGAAGGUGCAGUUCCCCUGUGCUGCCAACAGGAGGUGCUCUCUGGGGCGGUGCUGUCCCAUCUCUGAAUUGAUUGACCCCUGGACCACAGUGACUGUGUACAACAAGCUCAAUCACUCCGAGUACCAGAGCCGUACAGUUUGGACCCAGCAAGUUGUGUCCCAUGUGGAGUUCUCAGGUUUGUCUCCAGGUCAGAACUACUGUGCUGUGGCCAACUUCUCCUUCCCGACCUUCUCCAUGGCGGCUUCCCCGAAGUCUGCCCCUCAGUGUGUGGAGACCGUUUCCAAAUCAGGGCGGCUGCUGCCUGCGCUGUUUCUGGGAAUCGGGCUGACUUCUCUGUUCAUAGUUCCACUUCUCACCGUGUUUCUGAGAAGACCCAGACGAGCUGAACCAACCACUGAAAAUCAACCAAAGACUCCGGCGUCCAUUCAUGAUCCAGUCUCUUCGGUCCCCCUCCCCCCGGUCCCUGUCGACCCUCGUGACAUCCACCUGGAGUUUGUGAGUCUUGCAGCCAGCGCUGGACAAAGGUUUGGCUGAACCCAUCAUACAUCACUAAAGGGAAAGAAACGCUCUGGGUUGUUUGCAUUUCUUUAAGUCUUGGACGGCGCUGAGCCCAGGAUGCAGCGACGGCGCCCUGUCGACAUGCCCCUGCAAACAUAGUGUCAUCAGAUCGGAAGGAGAGGAGACAUCCGUCUGAAGAAGGUGGCCAAUGACUUAUACGUACAGUCUAAGACUAGGAAUUCAAUUCUCCAUCGAGGACCUCGACACACACCAGUGAUCCUCUCCGUCCCGACCCCGGAUCAGGUGCGGCUGCGUGCUGGGACAGCGAGAUGGAACCGGAGCGAGGCCUGGACCGUGGUAUCAGCAUCCCAGCUGUGUCUGACUCUUCUUAGAAGACAUGUGGCAAAAAUGGAGACUGAAAGACGACUGCUACUGUGUCAUCUUUGACCUCUGACAUUAAUUUAUCGUGGACCUUGAAUGGAGUCCGUUGCUCUGAAGGUGAAAGGUCACGACCCUAUAUUGAAUGUAUUGUUGAAAGUAACAUGUAAUUCUGUCAUCAAGUGAUAGAAAUGUGGCUCCCCAUUUUAACCAUACGAGCACAUUCCUCUCGUAGGAUAUGAGUCAGAGUGAGAGGGUCAGAGACUCGACUGGUGAGUGAGAGCCACCAAUGAAGCAGAAAUGGUUUAUCGGACAAGUCCAAAAAGAGCUGUUUUCCUGUGUAUGUACCACUGAUUCAGUGAAAAAUCUAAAUCGGGUUGCGGUUCUUCCCCCUCCAGUGACACUAAACAGGCCGGUCCAAACCAUAAGCUUCAUAAACAAGAACGUCCGACUCCCCAUAUACGGCCAACGGCUCCUCAAAAGUGAUAACGGGGGCUGGUUUUCUCCGAUCAUUCGUUGCUCUUUCUGACUCACAGUUGCCCCAUCGGAGCUUCGCCUCCUCUUACCCGUGACUGACACCUCAUCCUGCCUCCUGCGUGAAAACAAGGAACAUCUUGACAGCUCGCUCUUCUGCCUUCUGUUUUGCUGGUGUUGCAUUCUUUCCGCAACAUUGGGGAACAUUUUGGGGGGGGUUUGGCCGUCCAGCAUUGUUUGUUUCCCCUUCUACUUUUUCCAGAGUCCACAGAGACCUGGGGGGUUAUCCAAAGCUCAACCUACAAGCCAGUGUGUAUGGCUUUUAUUAAUAAGCAUAGUGCGUAUUAUGCUUGUGGGAGGGAUGGUUGAUGUAUGAAGCAAGGAGCUGGCUUGUGUGACGGAGCACCUGACAACACAACAGUCACGCUGGACCUUUUGUUUAUUCCCUUUUCUGCUGUUUGCAGUAAUUCUUCUGAAAGUAUCCGCUGGGGUGUCGUGUUGCUGAUCAUGUGGUUGUGUAUUGUGGCAUGCACAUGUGGAGUGAACUGCAGCAAAUCAUGUACAAGUGUAUCAAGGUUAUAUUGAAACUGUGGUUGGAAUACUUUAAUUGAAUAUAAAUUGUGUUUUUGAACAUGUUGGCCAUUUCUUUGAGUUUAUAGAUCAUU
This is a messenger RNA of Cottoperca gobio, 2540 nucleotides long. RefSeq lists its product as uncharacterized. The record is from RefSeq and is a predicted model, not a curated record. NCBI's taxonomy places the organism in Eukaryota, Metazoa, Chordata, Actinopteri, Perciformes, Bovichtidae. Bases 160 to 1059 code for a protein of 299 amino acids. Gene Ontology annotation, cellular component: plasma membrane. The transcript is spliced from 6 exons. Gene Ontology annotation, biological process: cytokine-mediated signaling pathway. Gene Ontology annotation, molecular function: protein binding; cytokine receptor activity.